GAAAGUGUGGCUGUGCCCACUGCAGUGCCAGCUUUAUUUGUUGGUCAAUUUGUUUAAAAGAAUUUAGAAACCGUGCAAAGAACUCCAUCGCCGGAACCCACAUAGACGAUAAAGCCUGCCUGGAUGGCAGAGAAAUCGCUGGUUAUGGAGGGCACAGUACCGGAGGCCAAGUACCAGAAACUGGCCACAGAAUACUCAAAGCUGAGGGCCCAAGCGACGGUGCUGAAGAAGGCGGUGCUGGAGGAGCAGUCCAAGGAGGCCAGCCUGCGGGAGCAGCUGCAGCAGUACGCCACCUCGUUGCGGCGUACGGAGCAGGAGGUGGACUCUCUGGGCUUUCGCAACAAGCAGCUGGAGUCCCGGGUGUCCCAGCUGCAACAGGAAAUCUCGGUGCACGAGCAGCCCAAGAAGAAGGACAAGGAUUCCGGCGGCAGGCGGGGAUUACAGAACAAUGGUAGCCGCCCAGAAGCCGAUCCACCAUCGGAUGCCGCUCAAGAAGCGCUCAUCUUUGAGGAACUGCAGAAGAAAAUCAUGGAGAAUGCGCAGCUGACGUCAUUGAUUGACGACAAGCAAAGGGAUCUGCUGCUGCACACGGAGCGCAUUGCGUCGCUGGAACAAAAGCUGGAGAAGCGCAUCGGCGAUCAGAACGAGCUGGAGAAGCGACUCAGGAAGGAGGUGGAAACGCUGCAGCACAGGAACAGCGAGCUGGAAACUAAGCUUGUCGAUGCGGCCAGCAUGCUUGGCAGCGAGGAUGCACUGAGCGCCACCGGCAGCGAUAAUACUCCUCUCCACAAUCUCCAGCAGCAGUCGAAUAGCAACCAACUCACUUCCGAGGAUCGCAUUGCGCUGCUCGAGAAGGAGGCGGCGCAUUGGAGGGCUCAAUUUGAAGUGGCCAAGCUGCACCAAGCAUUUGUCUCGAACCCCAGCAAGGAUCUCAGCACGUGCAGCUGCAGCUCGGCGGCGGCGGGCGUCACCGUUCGACCGGCAGAGCCGGAGACGAAAGGCAGCCAGCGGGCGCGAGACUCACUGCAGGAUCCAGCCGAGCCGCCCUCCAAGGAGCAACUCAUUUACAGUGUGUUCAGCAAGAAGUUCGAGGAUCUGAUGCGACUGAAAGUGCAAGCGGAGUCGAAGCUGCGAUCUUACGAGCUGGAGGUGCAGCAUCUGCAAAACUGCCUGGAGAACGCGACGCACGAACUGAAGGCCAAGGACGAUCAGUUGGCCAGUUUGGGGGGAGCCCUGCAAAUGCUCGAAGAGGAGUUGACCACGACGCGUAUUAACUACGAGGAGCAAAUCAGCGUGCUGACGGAGCAGGUCAUUAGUUUAAGUGACCAGCUGGCCGCCUGCAAGUGAGCAUGGACAGCGGAGCGCAUCCCGCCCAGCUGCUUUACUGUAUAUUGUUGUAAAAUAACUAACUGGGAACGCCCGCUCCCCCCCUGUUUUGUUAUUGUCCACCCUCGACGUGUAUAUAACUGAACAUUCUAUAUGUAUUAAAUAAUUCUCUAAAGUUUAAA
Drosophila santomea is the source of this 1508-nucleotide messenger RNA. RefSeq names its product protein phosphatase 1 regulatory subunit 21. The transcript has 5 exons. Bases 124 to 1347 code for a protein of 407 amino acids. Gene Ontology annotation, cellular component: membrane; early endosome. Lineage: Eukaryota; Metazoa; Arthropoda; Insecta; Diptera; Drosophilidae. The record is from RefSeq and is a predicted model, not a curated record.